Molecule: messenger RNA, 1068 nt
Organism: Penicillium cinerascens
Lineage: Eukaryota; Fungi; Ascomycota; Eurotiomycetes; Eurotiales; Aspergillaceae
Product: ditrans,polycis-polyprenyl diphosphate synthase
Exons: 2
Coding region: 1-1068 (355 amino acids)
Cellular component (GO): endoplasmic reticulum membrane; dehydrodolichyl diphosphate synthase complex
Molecular function (GO): ditrans,polycis-polyprenyl diphosphate synthase [(2E,6E)-farnesyl diphosphate specific] activity
Source: RefSeq, a predicted model, not a curated record
AUGGUCUCCCAAAAAGACCGCGAGAUCCUGCGCGCAGAGAUCCGCUCACGGAAUAACAAGCUCAAUGCCGCCGACCGUGAGGAUCUGCUGAAACCAUACCUCCCCGAUCCCUCCGAACUGUCCACGCCGCAACGAUCCCGAGCCUCGACCUCUUCCUCCCAACGGCGCCAGAAGGCACGCAAGACACCCAUCCGCUCGUUCAUCAAGUCGCAGAUCCACCGCCUGACCUACGCUAUCACGCAUAUCAUCUUCGGUAUCAUCGUGCGCCUGCUGCAGGCCUACCAUGCCGUCGUCGACCGCAUCUUCGCCAUCGUCUACCACCACCAUCGCACGCCCGAGCUGAUCCGCAAGGACGUCCGUGGCCUGAAGCGAAUCCCGCAGCACCUGAGUGUGAUUCUGACACUGCGCAGCGAGGAUGAUGCAUUGGCGGUAUUAAUGGACGAGGUGGCUGAAUUGACUGCCUGGAGUGCAUGCGCGGGGAUCCAUCAGCUCAGCGUAUAUGAAAAGACGGGCGCUCUCAAGUUCUGCAUCCCGGCGCUGCAUCAGAUCAUUACCACCAAACUGGCCUCAUACUACGGCACACCCUCCCAUCAGCCUUCUCUCCAACUCUUCGCUCCUCACCACCCUGUCCACGGCGACACACCUGACCCCAAUUCCGAAAACCCUGCCCUUGCACUUCUUCUCUUGUCCUCCACCGACGGCCGUGAGACACUCGUGGAUUUGACCAAGACCCUGGCGGAGAUGUCACAGAACGGCAAGUUGUCUCCGGAGGAUAUCACGCCCGAACUGGUGGACGCUGAGAUCAGCGAGAUCACCACUCAGCCUCUCCAGGCCGACUCGGCCUCUGGUGCUGCCAAGAUCCUCAAACCCGAGCCAGAUCUCCUGCUGGUGUUCGCGCCCUUCUUGAAACUGGAUGGCUAUCCUCCGUGGCAGAUCCGCUUGACGGAGAUGUACUGCACCGGUGACCGCAACCACGCUCUGAAUGGAGACGGAGAAGCUGUCGAGUAUCAGGGAUUCAUGCGGGGCCUGUGGCACUACGCCGGGGCUCAGAUGCGCUUUGGCCGAUGA